GAAUUUUCUGCAUGUUUACACAUAAACAUUGUGCAGCAAGCAAAUCUGCAGAGAAUCUCUACAUUAGUGUAUGACUUAAUUGUAGCGGCAGUUGCAGUUAGUUGUUCAAAAUGGUUUGUGGUACGCGUUGCUUUUGGUUUCUAGUGUUCGCCAUUCUCAAUAACGGUAAUAUACUCCUUGAUUGCAAGAAAUUACAAAGGAGCAAGCGAUUUCUGAUAUUUCCACGACAAAUGCCUUCGCGUUUUAGUUUUAUUGCUGGCAUUGGUAUACCAGCGGAUCUCGAGUAUGAAUCUCUUACCGUUGGUUAUAUUUUGAGGGCACAAUUCUAUGUACCCGUUAACGAAACGGUUUUCCGUGAAAAUCCAUUUUAUCCAGAGUAUAAAAGUGAACACAAUGUCACAUAUGAUCAUCAUGAUCAGCAUCAUAAUUAUAAGCGUAAUUAUGGUUUGCAUUCGAGAGCAUCUAAGCUGCGUUGGAAUUUGUAUACAUAUAUUGCGGAACGACUUAAUGGCUAUGGUUAUAGCGGCAUUGAAUGUGUGCUGAAAGCAAUAUGUGAAGCAAGCGCGCUGAAUUUCCAACGAUAUAAUGGCGUUUUUGAACAGAUCGUGCAUAUUUUAUUGAGCCCCAGUAGCUCCGUUGACAAAGCGACGCCGGAAAGUGUGCAAUACAUAGAAGCAGAGAAAUUCGGUAGAAAAACCGGAGAUUGUAGUUUUUACAAUUGUCGAAUUAGUAUACUGGAUUGGAUAUCGAGUGUACUCAAAAUCUAAUCAUGAAAGUUUUAAAAUUUAAUUUGACAAAUAAUUUAAAAAUAAUAUUUUUAUUAUACGGUCUUUAUCAAAACGUACUUAAAUAAAGAGGAAAUCAGUAA
Messenger RNA from Zeugodacus cucurbitae (melon fly), 868 nucleotides. RefSeq lists its product as uncharacterized. NCBI's taxonomy places the organism in Eukaryota, Metazoa, Arthropoda, Insecta, Diptera, Tephritidae. The transcript has 4 exons. The record is from RefSeq and is a predicted model, not a curated record. Bases 111 to 767 code for a protein of 218 amino acids.